AUGGCGUCGGAUUUUGGACAGCCUCGAGGCACCGAGAUGGCAUACAUCGACAACGGCCUCUAUCCCGUACCUCACUCGGACGUGAUCGUCAACGAAUCGGCGUCAUCAUCGCAGUACAUGCCGUAUCACGGCCCGCAGAAGGGAGAUUAUACUCAGAUCACCACCGAUGGCCCAAUAAGGAAUGAGAGGAGGAUAUGUGGCGUCAGCAAAGCCAUGUUCAUUUUGUGGUGUGUGAUUGCUUUCAUGGUUGCUCUGCUGGUCGUCAUCGGCGGUGUAUUCGGAGCCAUGCUGGCGCGGCAAGAGUCAAGGAUACAGAGUAUGGAAAGCUCACGAGGAACUGCAACCGAAUCCGCUCCAGCAGCAGCGACUACGUGGGUAAACAUACCAGAUUGGGAGUACAUCGGAUGCUACCGAGACAACUCCCAGAGAAUCUUCCGGGGCGCGCGUACGAACUUCACCGAUAGCCAGACGAACUCGGAGUGCAAGAACUAUUGUCAAAAAGAUUUCGGGUAUUUCGCUACGGAGACCGGCGGCGAGUGCUAUUGCUCCAGCACGCCUCCGGAGAGCAAGCUUCUUUCGUCGCCGUGGAACUGCAACGUGCCUUGUCGGGGUAACAAGGAGGGCGAAGUGUGCGGAGGGGCUUGGCAUAUGAGUGUGUGGAAGAAAUCAAAGCAGUGA
Messenger RNA from Colletotrichum truncatum, 678 nucleotides. RefSeq names its product pyrrolo-quinoline quinone. NCBI's taxonomy places the organism in Eukaryota, Fungi, Ascomycota, Sordariomycetes, Glomerellales, Glomerellaceae. The record is from RefSeq and is a predicted model, not a curated record. Gene Ontology annotation, cellular component: plasma membrane.